Messenger RNA from Arachis stenosperma, 1036 nucleotides. RefSeq names its product putative pectinesterase 52. Gene Ontology annotation, biological process: cell wall modification. Gene Ontology annotation, molecular function: pectinesterase activity. Bases 1 to 1029 code for a protein of 342 amino acids. Lineage: Eukaryota; Viridiplantae; Streptophyta; Magnoliopsida; Fabales; Fabaceae. The transcript has 5 exons. The record is from RefSeq and is a predicted model, not a curated record.
AUGAAUUUGUUCCAUUUUCUCUUCCUACCUCUUCUUCUUCUUGUCUCCCUUUUCUGUUAUAUCAGUGUUUCUUUGGCGCAAAAUUGUAACAGUCAAAUUUCACGUACUAUUAUAGUUGAUCAAUCUGGGAAGUCAAAAUUUAAAACCGUUCAAUCUGCAAUUGAUUCAAUACCUGAAAAUAACAACCAAUGGGUGAAAAUUCACAUCAAUGCUGGAACCUACAAAGAGAAGGUUCAUAUUCCGUGUCAGAAGCCAUGCAUUUUUCUGGAAGGGGAAGACAUAGACGUUACUACUAUUACAUACAAUGAUCACCAAUCAACUGAUCAAAGUGCCACAUUUUCUUCUUCUCCAGACAAUGUCGUUGCAAGUAAGAUUACAUUUAAGAACUCGUUCGAUGUGGGGAAAAUGUUGAGUUUGAAAGAAAUAAAGGAUGGAAAUUAUGCUGUGCCAGCAUUAUCAGCAAGAAUAUAUGGAGACAAAUCUGGGUUUUAUGAUUGUAGGUUUGUGGGAUAUCAAGAUACAUUAUGGGAUGUGGAAGGUCGUCAUUAUUUCAAAAAUUGCAUUAUCGAAGGUGCUGUAGAUUUUAUAUUUGGUAGUGGUCAGUCUUAUUUCGAGGAUUGUGUGAUCAAUGCAACAUCUUCAGGCUUCAUAACAGCCCAAAGGCGUGAAUCAGAUCAUGACCCAAAUGGUUUUGUGUUUAAAGGGGGUUCUGUAGUUGGCUCCAACCCUGCUUCAUCUUUUUUGGGACGAGCCUAUGGUCCCUAUUCUCGAGUUAUCUUUUAUGAAACUAAUUUAGGUUCUGUGGUUCAUCCUAAAGGUUGGCAUUCUUGGCAUUUUGCAACUCACGAGAAUAAAUUCACGUAUGCCGAAGUUAACUGUAAGGGAGCAGGGGCAAAUUUGUCCAAGCGUGUCCCUUGGGAGAAGAAAUUGGGUGCUACACAGCUAAACCAAUUUUCAAGAUCAUCCUUCGUAGACCAUGAUAAUUGGAUUUUACAGCAGCAAGCUUCUUUGACCAUAGCUGAAAGAUGACGUACAC